AUGCCAAGUAGGAGGCGAACCAAAAAGAAGAACAAAAGAACCAACAAAUGUACUGAUUAUUAUUGUGAUUCAAGAAUAAAAGUCAACCAAAGUCGAAAAACAAAAACCUGCCAAAAUUGAUUAUUAGCCUAAACCGGUGACAAGAGCCCAGAGCAAGACCAAAGACCAAAAGGAAAAUCAAAACGUAUAGGAAUCCGUCAAAUAAACAAAGGGCCACAUCGAUAAACAUCAUAACAAAGAAUAACAUCCUAAUUCGCAAAAUGAAAAAGGGAUUCCCGCUUCUUCAACAUUGACUCAUUAACAAGGUAUAUUAACACAUUGUGAUUGAUGAAGAGUGUUCCGAUCAAAUUUCUUAGAUUUCACAGUUAUUUACUCUAUAAAAAAGUGAAGCUCCAAAUAAUCAUUCCCGAUAAUUAAGUAAACCCAAGAUAUUGAGUAUUCGGGCUGCUAAAUUAACCAUUCCUGCAGAAACUAAGGAAAUUCAAAUGGAUAUCGAGCAAGAGGAAUGCGAGUUCAUUAAUCAGGCCAUGAUACAAACCAGAUGCAACCUCUUGGGAAUGCCCAAACAGAGUAAAUCUAAAAAGGACCAAUCUCUAACAACAGAAAAAAACUUCGCAUUUGAAACAUCUGAACAAUCAGCAAUCGUCCAAGCUCCUCGUCCUCACAAAACUUAAGAACAAUUAGCUCUCAUGGAGGAAUGCUUUACAUCCUUACUUGAAAGUACAGUUCCCGAUGAAAUCCUUUGUAGGGAUCAAGAAAAGAUACUUAUCACAAGAUUCAUUGAGGAUGGCAUCAAAAAUAAUGGAUAAAAAUAAGCAUUAUGUAAUUUAAACCAUUAAUAACGUAGAUAUAUCGGGAGUUCCUGGAAUAGGCAAAACAGCCACAGUCUUGGAGGUCAAAAAUAAAUUGCUCUCCAAAAAACUCAACUUUGAGUUCAUCUAUUUCAACGCCAUGAAUGUUGGAGCUCCCGAAGACAUUUAUCCAUUUCUCUAUGAAAAAUUCACCAACAAAAGAGAAACCUCCAGAAUCAAAUCUUGCAUCCUUCUAAGUUCUUGAUUUUCUUUAUUUUAAGCCGAACUCUUCAAUGGUGAAUCUGAAACCAUCAAGCAAAACAAAGUAGUAUUACUAGAUGAAUGCGACCAUCUCUACACAACCGACCAACAAGUUCUGUACAAUUUGGUUGAUUGGCCUCAACAACCUUCAGCCCAUCUAAUCAUCAUCAUGAUUGCUAAUACUAUGGAUUUUCCUGAAAGACUCAAACCUAAGUUAUAGUCCAGAUUGGGAAAUCAUCGUAUAGUCUUUAAACCCUACAACAGUACCCAAAUAGAGAGUAUAUUAUAACAGAGGAUGAAAACCAAGAAAAUUAAAUAAUUAUUUGCCUCCAACACACUAAACUAUUUGGGCAAAAAGAUUGCUACCAUUUCAACUGACAUUCGAAAGACCUUAAGUGUCUGUAGAACUGCUAUCGUCUUGGCUAAGGAGUAGCUCUUAAAGAAAGGCCUGUUUUCUCAAAUCGAAGUAGAUCACAUAAAACUAGCCUAUGAUAUGAUCUACAAUAAACCCUAACAUAAUUCUUUGUAAUACUUUAAUGAUGAAUUGAAACUGCUUUUGAUAAUGAUCGCCCUUGAAACUCACAUUAAGGGUUAUAAUUACGCCUAUUUUCAUCAAGUCAUUCAAAGAGUGAACCAAUAAAAACAAUUAUAGAAAAAAGAUACUCUUACAAACUUUUAAAUGAAAUAAGUCUUAAUAAAGUUAUCUCAGUUGAACUUAAUUGAAAUUAAAGAGGAAUAAGUGUUACUAACAAAAAGUAGCUGGCAACAAAAAUUACAGGUAAACAUUCACUACUAUUUUAUUUAGAAUAGUUUGGAUAAGGAUAGACUAUUUAAUUUGGAGGAUAUUUUGAUUCAACUUAAAAUAAACAUCGAUGACAUUAAGAAUGGACUUUCAAAUGAUGAUCUUUUUAAAGAAUUUUCAAAUUUAUUUUGA
Paramecium octaurelia is the source of this 1986-nucleotide messenger RNA. The record is from the annotation of a GenBank genome assembly. Lineage: Eukaryota; Ciliophora; Oligohymenophorea; Peniculida; Parameciidae.